Ahaetulla prasina is the source of this 454-nucleotide messenger RNA. RefSeq names its product dynein axonemal intermediate chain 7-like. Bases 50 to 454 code for a protein of 134 amino acids. Gene Ontology annotation, cellular component: axoneme. The record is from RefSeq and is a predicted model, not a curated record. NCBI's taxonomy places the organism in Eukaryota, Metazoa, Chordata, Lepidosauria, Squamata, Colubridae. Gene Ontology annotation, molecular function: beta-tubulin binding; microtubule binding. The transcript is spliced from 5 exons.
CAAAAAGAAAAAGUCUGCUGGUAAUAAGAAGAUUAGUAAAGCUGAACGGAUGAAGAUGCUAAGAGAAGAGGAGGAACGGCGAAUGCUUGAAGAAGAGCAAGCCCGCUUACGUGCUGAGCAGGAACAAGCUGUGAAAGCUGAAAAGGAACGUAUUGAAAGAGAGAAGACCGAACGCCUUGAAGCCAAAGAUCAAGAACGCCGGGGUGAGGAGUUAAAUGAACUUGCUGAGUUAGAAGAGAGCUUUGUCCUUGCGAGCCAAUGGAAGUUGAAAAGUAGAGCCCUUGCUAAGUGGGAACAUUAUACACGCUGUGACGGAAGCCCAGACCCAACAGUCCCCCAGGAAAUCAAUACUUUUAUGAGUUUGUGGCUAGAAGAGACCCAGAACGAUAUUACGACGGUGGUCGAGAAAGGCAGCAAAGUGCUGGAAGUAAGUCCCUGCCACUAUUAUAUCUAG